AAUUUUUUUUUACCCAGUUAUUAAACUGAAAUGAAAUGGCAGGUAUCUAACUCCAUGUGAGGCAGCAUGGAGGACAUUUAAAUUUGAUAUCCACGAGAGAUGGCCGCCCGUGAAGCGCUUAUCAUUUCAUCUUCCCGGUGAACAGUGUGUAACUUUCAACGACGAUGAAGACUUGGAAAGCGUUGUUGAAAAAUGUUCAACUAAAGAUACUCAAUUCCUAGCAUGGAUGAAUGCGAAUAAGCUAUACCCGGAGGGAAGAAGUUUAACAUAUGCUGAAUAUCCGUCUAUGUUUGUUUAUAAGAAAGAUAAGCAAGUAUGGGAGCCAAGAAAGAGAGGUUUCUCCCUUGGUCGUCUUCAAUAUAUCGCUCUAGGCAUGGGCGAGGUAUAUUACAUGAGGAUUCUAUUAACCAAACAGAGAGGCUGUGACAUUUUUGCAAGUUUAAGAACUGUCAAAGGGGUUGUUUAUCCAACAUUCCAAGAUGCGUGCGAUGCUAUGGGAUUAAUGGAAGAUGAGAGGGAGUAUGUUGAUGGGAUUAUUCACAUGAGUGAGAUUGGUUCAGGGUCUUAUUUGAGGCAUUUGUUUGUAACGUUGCUCUCAACAAACGCUAUAGGAAAGCCAAGAGAAGUGUGGGAUAAGACAUGGAGAUUUUUAGCUGACGGCAUUUUGUACCACAGAAGAAGGUUGCUUAAAAUGCCAGAUCUUCAAAUAAAUGAUGAGGAUUUGAUGAACUUAUGUUUGAUUGAGAUAGAGAAGGUGUUGAGAACCAAUGGAAGGUCACUUAAAGAAUGA
Messenger RNA from Lotus japonicus, 790 nucleotides. RefSeq lists its product as uncharacterized. The coding region runs from base 227 to 790 and encodes 187 amino acids. The transcript has 2 exons. Lineage: Eukaryota; Viridiplantae; Streptophyta; Magnoliopsida; Fabales; Fabaceae. The record is from RefSeq and is a predicted model, not a curated record.